AUGGCGGCCCCCCCGGAGCCCGACGGCGGCGCGGCCGCGGAGAGCCCCCUGCUGAGGAACCAGGCGGCCUUCGUCACCGUGCAGGACUGCCUCGACUUCGCCGCGGCCUCCGCGCUGCUGUGCUGCUCCCGCCUCUCCGCGGAGCUCCUGGAGGACCAGGGCCUCUACGAGGCCAGCCGCCACGCCGGCCAGCAGCCCGCGGGCCCGCGGGCCGCGCCGCGGCUGCCGCUGGCCGCGGGUGGGCGGGCGAAGCUGACGUGGUGCUUCUCGCAGGGCCUGGCCGCCUACGAGGCGAGGGACCUGGAGAGGUCCGAGCGGCUGCUGGGCGCCGCGCUGGAGCUGGCCCCGGAGGACGACGUCGUGCUGUGCCGGCUGGCGGACACGUGCUACGCCAGGUGCAGGGCGGAGGUGGGCGAGCUCCGGGAGGCCCUCGAGGCGCGCACCCUGGAGCUGUACCGCAGGGCCGUCAGCGUCAACCCAGCUUCGUCGCUUGGGCUGAACGGGCUCUCCCUGUUCCAGGAGGGGACCGACGCAAAGAGGCACUACCUGCUGCGCGCGGUGGCGCUGGACCGCGGGAAUCCCUACGCGCUCACGAACCUGGCGAUGAUCCUGCUCGACGAGAAGGACAAGGACGAUAUCUGCCUGACGCUCCUCAAGCGCGCGCUGGCGAUCAACCCGAAUCUGUUCUACGCGCGGCCCACCAUCGCGAGGCUCCACCUGCGGCUGAAUGAGCUCAACGAGGCGCGCGCUGUCUUGGCCGAGCAGGUCAUGAGACGGCCCCAGGACCAUGACUCGAGGUGUUUGCUCGAGCUGCUUCGCCGCAUUGUCUAGGCGCCCCUGGGCUGGAGACAGCUCGAGCUGCGUCGCCGCAUUGCCCCGGCGUCUCGGUGCUCGAGCUGUUUCGCCUCAUUGUCCUGGCCCUUUGCCCGACAUCCCCGCGAGAUGCCGCUUUGAGCAGAAGUCCACCGAAUCCCACCACCUGUGCGUUCGGGAGCCAGGCAUUUGUAGAGGCCAACCAACGGGCUCCUUCCUGUUCAGCCAAGCCUGGCAA
This is a messenger RNA of Prorocentrum cordatum, 1051 nucleotides long. The record is from the annotation of a GenBank genome assembly. Lineage: Eukaryota; Dinophyceae; Prorocentrales; Prorocentraceae.